Molecule: messenger RNA, 3630 nt
Organism: Brenthis ino (lesser marbled fritillary)
Lineage: Eukaryota; Metazoa; Arthropoda; Insecta; Lepidoptera; Nymphalidae
Source: the annotation of a GenBank genome assembly
AUGUCGCUCGAAAUCCCGUUGAUGAGCACCGAUGAGGUGAUAGAGCUUGAUCCAGAGCAAUUACCAUCUGGAGAUGAAGUACUAAGCAUUUUAAGGCAAGAAAGAUCCCAGCUCAAUGUUUGGAUCAAUGUUGCUCUUGCAUAUUAUAAGCAAAAGAAGAUCGAUGAUUUCCUUAAAAUACUUGAAGCAUCCCGUGUGGAUGCAAACAUCGACUAUCGUGACUUCGAACGGGAUCAAAUGCGAGCCCUCGAUAUGUUGGCCGCAUAUUAUGUCCAAGAAGCAAACAAGGAGAAGUCGAAAGACAAGAAAAAAGAACUAUUUACUAAAGCAACUUUGCUUUAUACUAUGGCGGAUAAAAUUAUUAUGUAUGACCAGAACCAUCUAUUAGGUCGAGCUUACUUUUGCCUCCUUGAAGGUGAUAAAAUGGGACAAGCAGACACACAAUUCAAUUUUGUCUUAAAUCAAUCUCCUAACAAUGUGCCUUCAUUGCUUGGUAAAGCCUGCAUUGCCUUCAAUCGUAAGGACUACAGAGGAGCCUUAGCAUUUUAUAAAAAGGCAUUAAGGACCAAUCCCAACAGCCCUGCAGCUUUACGUUUGGGAAUGGGACAUUGUUUUAUGAAGUUGAAUAACCAGGAAAAAGCUAGAAUGGCUUUUGAAAGAGCUUUGCAACUUGAUCCUCAAUGUGUAGGAGCUUUGGUUGGUCUCUCUAUUUUGAAAUUAAAUCUACAAGAAAGUGAAUCAAACAAAAUGGCAGUCAUUAUGUUGUCAAAAGCCUAUGCUAUAGAUCCAAAGAAUCCUAUGGUACUGAAUCAUUUGGCAAACCACUUUUUCUUUAAAAAGGAUUACAGCAAAGUCCAACAUCUAGCGUUACAUGCCUUUCAUAACACGGAAAAUGAAGCGAUGCGAGCAGAAAGUUGUCAUCAUUUGGCUCGAGCUUUUCAUGCUCAAGGGGACUGUGUUCAAGCAUUUCAAUACUACUAUCAAGCGACACAGUUUGCUCCACCUAACUUUGUCUUACCUCACUAUGGACUUGGGCAGAUGUAUAUUUAUAGAGGGGAUACCGAAAAUGCAGCACAAUGUUUCGAGAAAGUUCUCAAGGCACAGCCAGGAAACUAUGAGACUAUGAAGAUUUUAGGCUCUCUAUAUGCCAAUUCACCGUCACAACUCCAGCGUGAUAUCGCGAGGCAGCAUCUCAAGAAAGUUACCGAACAGUUCCCAGAUGAUGUUGAAGCUUGGAUUGAAUUGGCUCAAAUAUUGGAACAAAAUGAUUUACAGGGAUCACUUAACGCCUACACUACAGCAAUGAAAAUAUUGAAGGAGAAAGUAAAUGCAGAUAUUCCAGCCGAAAUUCUAAACAAUGUCGCAGCUCUUCAUUACAGGCUUGGGAACUUACCGGAAGCCAAGAAAUAUCUAGAAGAUGCUCUGGAAAGGGAGAAAGUGGAUGCGGAAACGUUAGAUGCCCAAUACUACAAUUCCAUAGCAGUGACCACUAUGUACAACUUGGCGAGGCUCAACGAAGCGCUGUGUAUGUACAAUAAGGCUGAGAAGUUCUACAAAGACAUAUUGAAGGAGCAUCCCAAUUAUAUCGAUUGUUAUUUGAGGUUAGGUUGUAUGGCGCGUGAUAAAGGUCAAAUAUAUGAAGCGUCAGAUUGGUUCAAGGAAGCGUUGAAGGUCAACACAGAGCACCCCGAUACUUGGUCGCUGUUGGGCAACUUACAUUUAGCACAACAGGAAUGGGGUCCCGGACAGAAGAAGUUUGAGAGGAUAUUGCAGAAUUCAUCCACAUCCAAUGAUGCAUACUCUUUGAUUGCACUUGGAAAUGUAUGGCUUCAAACACUUCAUCAGCCGUGUCGGGAGAAAGACAGAGAGAAGAGGCAUCAAGAGCGAGCUCUGGCCAUGUACAAGCAAGUGUUGAAGAAUGAUCCUAAGAACAUCUGGGCCGCCAAUGGGAUUGGAUGUGUUUUGGCUCACAAGGGCUGUAUAAACGAAGCACAAGCAAUACAUCAAUGCUAUACAGAUGUACGAGAACUGCAUCCGCAAGUUCCGCAUGCAGCACGACGUGGAGUGGCUGACGUGGCUGGCGCGCGCGCAGGCGCUGGCGGGGCGCGCGCGCGCGGCGCGGGCGUCGCUGCUGCGCGCGCGCGCGCGCGCCGCGUGGCGCCGCACGACGCGCCGCUGCUGCACAACGCCGCGCUGGCGCUGCGCCGCCUCGCCGCGCAGGUGCUCAAGGACGAGCGCGAGCAGCUCGCCGUCGUGCUGCGCGCCGUGCACGAGCUCCACGUCUCGCACAGAUACUUCCAACGGCUGUCGUCCGGCGGCGCGGCGAUCGCGACCGUCGCGGAGGCGGAGGGCGAGGCGGCGGGCGCGGGCGGCGUGGCGGGCGCGGGCGCGGGCGCGGCGGCGGGCGCGGGCGAGCGGCGCGGCGCGGAGGGCGCGGCGGCGGCGGCGGAGGCGCGCACGUGCGCGGACCUGCUGUCGCAGGCGCAGUGGCACGUGGCGCGCGCGCGCCGCCAGCACCAGGAGGAGCUCACGCUGCGCGACCGCCAGCGCGAGCAGCGCGAGGCCUUCCGCAGGCAGCAGGAAGAAGAGCGCAAACGUCGCGAGGAGCAACAAGCGAAGAGUACAGUGGAGAUGCUCCAGAAGCGGCAAGAGUACAAGGAGAAGACGAAGAACGCGCUGCUGUUCGCGGACAUGCCCAGCGAGGGCAAGCCGCGCCGCGCGCGCCGCCGCGACGAGUACGUGUCCGACUCCGGCAGCGAGCCCGACCGCCGGGGGGACGAAGGGGGGGAGGGUAAGCAGCGCAAGCGCAAGCGCGACGGCGAGCGGCGCAAGGGGCGCUCGCGCAAGCGCCGCGACGCGCGCUCCGCCAGCGACAGCGACGCGCCGCGCAAGCGCCCGCGCAAGAAGGGAGAAAAGGGGAUCGGUCGUCGCGACAGAGCCAAAAUGGCUGAAGAGAAACUUGGUGCGAAACAACGUGCGAAAAUCGUUUCCAAGGAAACUAUAUCGACUUCUGAAUCCGAUUCCGAUGCGGGUGAUCGAAAGUCCCGCAGCCGGAGCCGAAGCGGCAGCCGCAGUAGGAACGGCAGUCGAUCACCGACUACUACUAAAGGCAGGAAACGGAUCAUGUCGGCUUCGGAUAGUGAUAGGUCCAAGAGCCGUUCGAAAUCACGAAGUAGAUCGCGUUCUGGAUCGGCUAAGAACCGCUCUAGAUCUAAAAGCCGUUCAAGGUCCAAAAGCCGUUCAAGAUCUAAAAGCCGUUCAAGAUCCAAAAGUCGUUCAAGAUCGAAAAGCCGCUCGAGAUCAAAGAGCCGAUCCAAAUCAAAAAGCAAAUCCCGUUCAAAAAGCCGAUCACAAUCGAAGAGCCGAUCUCGCUCUAAAAGCCGAUCUCGAUCCAAAAGCCGUUCUAGAUCUAAAAGUGGAUCUAGGUCCAAGAGUCCAUCGAGAUCACGCUCCAGAUCAAAGAGCCGUUCCCGUUCAAAGUCCAAAAGUCGAUCUAGGUCUAAGAGCGGGUCUCGUUCCCGCUCCGGGUCUCGCUCCCGGUCUGGGUCUAGGUCACGCUCCGGCUCGCGCAACUCCAGACCCGCCACGCCUGAGUCUAGGAAGUCUGUGUCGGCUAGUGAGGACGAAGCU